Molecule: messenger RNA, 3235 nt
Organism: Colius striatus (speckled mousebird)
Lineage: Eukaryota; Metazoa; Chordata; Aves; Coliiformes; Coliidae
Gene: PARP9
Product: poly(ADP-ribose) polymerase family member 9
Exons: 10
Coding region: 251-2626 (791 amino acids)
Biological process (GO): negative regulation of gene expression; positive regulation of type II interferon-mediated signaling pathway
Cellular component (GO): nucleus; cytoplasm
Molecular function (GO): ubiquitin-like protein ligase binding; transcription corepressor activity; NAD+ poly-ADP-ribosyltransferase activity
Source: RefSeq, a predicted model, not a curated record
GCUCAGGGGUGGCCCGCACAUUGCACUCGCCGCCGCCCGACCGCCUCACCGACUGGAAGUACGUCUGGAGCUUCAGCAGCGGCUUCUCCUUGGGGUCGGGCGCGGGGCAGAGCCGCACCAGAAGCGACGCCGCCAUGUCGCCUGCCGCCAGCUUUCGCUUUCGUUUCUCGCUUCGCGGUCCGGAGGCGCGGUUCCCCGCCCCGGCUCCCGGCGCUGAGGGGCUGACGGCCGCGCCGCGCAGCCACGGUUCAUGGGGCUCUUCCAGAGUUGCAGUCCAGAGACCUCACAGCAGGAAAGCCUUUUAGAGCCAAGCAUGGUAGCGGACAAGGACAGCUUGAUGAUCCCUAUCAACAAAGAUGCCUAUGAAAUCCUUAAGAAAAGAGAGGAAUGCCUAAGUAAGCUCAUAGACAAAAAGUUUGCAUGUAAAUUGACCUUGAAAAAUGCAAAGUUCACUGUUGAAGUAUACAGGACAAAACUAAAGCAAGGAAUUGACGUGUGUGUUUGUAAGGGGGAUCUCACAAGACACGAGGCUGACGCUGUGGUGAAUGCAGCCAAUGAGCAUCUACAGCAUGGAGGAGGCCUGGCGUUAGCCCUUGUGAAUGCUGGAGGGCCAGAAAUCCAGGAGCAAAGCACUCGUUAUGUUCAAACGUUUGGAAGGCUCACAGCUGGCGAAAUAGCUGUGACAGACGGAGGGAAGCUUCCUUGUAAGAAAAUUAUUCAUGCAGUUGGUCCAAGGUGGAAUGUUUAUGAAAGUGAAAAAUGUUGUGAGCUACUUCAGGAAGCUAUUGAGAGUGUGCUGAAGUACGUUAGCACUCAAGGAGACACUAUAAAGUCAGUGGCUAUCCCAGCAGUGAGUUCAGGUAUUUUUGGGUUCCCUCUCCGUUUGUGUGCCCAAGUGAUUGUAAUGGCUAUAAGGGAAUUUGUUGAGGCAAGUCCACCCAGCUCUCUCAAAGAAAUCUGCCUGGUGAAUAUUUGUGAGCCGACAGUUGUGGAAAUGAAGAAAGCCUGUGAAGACUUUCUGGGUGAAACCAGUCCUCUUCAGGCAAGUUUUUUGGCUUCACCAAGCCCAUCUCCAGCUUUCAUCAAGCACGGAGGCAUUCGCUUGCGCAUGGUACGAGGACUCCUUGAAGAGCAGAAGACUAUGGCUGUCGUAAACUCAGUGUCUGCGGACGGUGAACCGUGCUCUCUAGUUUCAGACCAACUGCUGCAAAAGGCGGGUUCAGCUCUUCAGAACAAACUGAAGUCUCUGCUCCGAUACUCGUCUCCUCAGCAGCUGGUACUGACCAAGGGCUAUAACCUGCCCAGUCAGUCUGUGCUGCACGUCGUGUGGCGCCAGCACAGCCACAGAGUCUUAUUGUGUCAGGCGUUAAGAGAUGCAGUGACAUUGUGUCUGCGACACUGCCGGGAUUCCCGAACUCCCUCGAUUUCCUUUCCAGCGAAUGCGGUUUGGUCGUUAGUGCUGCCUGUUGAUAUAGUGGCAGAGAUCAUGGUUGAACAGGUUUUAAACUUUGCCACGGCAUAUCCUGAGGAGAAGAUAGAGGUGCAGUUUGUCUUUUGGCCAGGUGACUGCGAUACCUAUCAGGUUUUCUGCAGAAAAAUUUGUUCAGCAGCACAGAAACUGAGAAACAGAAGCGAUCAUUCAAGUACAGAGUCAGGCAGUCAAAGCAUAAAAGAGCUUGAUCCAGUCAUUGAACUUAAAGGGAAGAGACAGACAGCAUUGGAAGCAGCAGAAUCGUGGCUCCAAAGCCUGGCUCAAAUUAAGGAACAUCGCCGUGCUGUUAUUGAAAACAACUUCAUUUUUAGCCUCAGUAUGAAGGAGUUCACAGAACUAUCUCAAGAGCAGCAUUCUAGUGUAUGUGUACAGGAAGAAGUGAUAGGUGGAAAAGCAAAACUGGAAUUCCAGGGCCCUCCUGAUGCUGUGCUUGAUGCAGUGCUCACAACUGAAGAAUUACUGCUUCGUAUGCAAGAGGAGACUACAGCCAAACAAGAGGAACUGAUGUACUUUAUGGGCCAAGCAGAAGCAGGUCAGCUUUCAGGAGGACACCUCGACAAGACUAAUGAAGGUGUUGAUAUUUUACCAUUGGAAUCAAACCUUCAGGACUUCAAAGACAGACAGAAAGAGUUUGAAAAAGCUGGGUUUCGUGUUCUCAAGAUUGAAAAGAUACACAAUCCUCGUUUCACUGCUGCAUUCCAACAAAUGAAAAAAACAAUUGAAGAAAAACAGGGUACCUGUGAAACAACCAGGCUGUACCAGCGUGUUCCUGCUCAGUUCUGUGUGUCAGUGUGCCAAACUGGAUUUCACAGGAUCUAUUCUCCACCAACAGAACAAAGCUAUGGAGCUGGCAUCUACUUCAAGAGGAACCCAGAAAACCUAAUUGAGAGUCAAGUUAUGUGGGAAACUGACCCUAAAGUGUAUGUGUUUGAAGCUGAGGUGUUAACAGGCUUAUACACUAAGGGGAAGCCGUCUUACAUUAUGCCCCCAGCAGUGGAGGGGGAUGCCAGUAAGGUAUUUGACAGUUUAGUGGACAACAUCAAUGAUCCCAACACCUUUGUCAUUUUCAACAGCAUUAGGGCCCUUCCACAAUAUUUGCUGACAUGUUCCCAACUGAAGUAUACCUCCCUCUGAGGAAACCAGCAGCAGCCAGAGUUAAGAAUUGUGAAGACCCUUUCAGAACUAAGCCUGAUACUUAGAAAUUAAGAGGAUGCUCUACUGAGUUGACAUGCUGUGAAGUGCCUCUUGCAAAGUGCUCUGAAAUAUCCAUGAACAAAAAAAGUCAGUCAGUACCUUAAGGAGGUUAGAAUAAAAUAAUCUAUGGAUGGAAACUGAAGGGAAAGCAUCACAAAGCAUUUUAAAGUUAAUCUGGUCGUUUCCUUUAUGCCUUAAAGUGUUCUGAGCAUGUGAUUGUAUAGUCACAUAUUGAUGUUUGCAUAGGUUGUCAUUCUGCCAUUCCAUUUUCUUAAUCUGAGAUGUAAUCUAUGUUAGUGAAACCCAGGAAAUCUUGGCUGUGCCUUUGAUGCUUAAAUUUCCUUUCUUUUGACUUACAUAGGUGAAAUGUAUGAGGUGAAAGGUGUUUCUCACUUAGGGACAUACUAUUAAGUACCUAUAGUUAUGACAAAUCUGAGGCAGUACUUCAUGAUUUCUAAGAGUAGUUGCUGUUACAGUCUGUAUUAGUUCACAUAUUCCAAGCAUCAUAGGUACAUGUAUUCAAAAUAAAAAGUACAGAUGACCCUGUCA